AUGAAAUUGUUAGUCGUUUUUGUCGCUUUGGCGGCUGCGCAAAAAGAUGGAAAGAGGAAGAAAGGAAAACUUGGAAGAGAUAGAUUUCCGAUGGAUGGAGAAGAUCUUAAAUUUGAGGACGAUUAUCGCGAGUUCGGUCUCCCUGACGAUUUCAACCAAGAAACCGACUAUUCCGCCGCCGUGGACGGUUGGGACGGAUGGUUUCAGAACUUCAACUGGACCCAGUACAUCGCAGGAGACGACGUUGCCGAAGAGUUUUUCCGACGACCAUCGAUGGUCCGAAACGGAAUGAGUCUUCAAGAGCGACUCGAGUACCGAAAAUUCAAAACGCUCAAGCUCAUGGUCAUGUAUCUCCAAACUUUGCCGCUCUUCGGAAAAUUCUGCUACUACGGCUGCUAUUGCUUUCCAAAUGUCGGGGAGGACUUUACUGUUGGAAGAGGAACCCCAGUUGAUGAGGUUGACAAAAAAUGCCGCGACUUUUCAAACUGCUACAAAUGUGUCAAGAACGACUUCAAGGAGACCUGCAAGCAUACACAGCCCUAUUCUUUCGAAGGGCGAGAGGACCCGGUUACUGGAUCGAGAUAUCUUGUCUGCAAAAACACCCCUGGAACAUGCAGAAGAUCCCUGUGCGAAUGUGACAAGCGACUUGCUGAAGAACUUUCCGCCAACGAGUGGUUCUGGGUUCCGAUGAAUCACAAGAACUGGGGUGGCUUCCAGAAAGAAGAAAGCUGCCGAUCCGCAAGUGGUGGUUCUUCAAGCCGAUCGGUGAUGGAAAAACAGGAGCCAGUGUACCGAUGUUGCGGCAAAUACCCAGACCGAUUUCCCUUCCAGUUCCAGACUUCUAGCGGCGAGCAACGAAGAUGCUGCUUGGGAAAAACUUACGAUCCAAAGACCCUCGAGUGCUGCAACAAAAGACCGACUCCUGGCAUCACUUCGAUUGGAACUUGUGGACUCAUGUGA
This is a messenger RNA of Oikopleura dioica, 960 nucleotides long. The record is from the annotation of a GenBank genome assembly. Lineage: Eukaryota; Metazoa; Chordata; Appendicularia; Copelata; Oikopleuridae.